GUGUUUUAGACUGUUUAGUUGGUGGCUUUGACUUUUGACAGCUGUCAAAUUUUAGUUUGGAAGGACGUGACGUCACAUAUUUCUUUUCCACACGUUUUCAUUGCGAACGGUAGCAGUAAAUCGUAAACCAAAAUGGGUCGCGUUCGUACCAAAACCGUGAAGAAGGCGUCAAAGGUCAUCAUUGAGAAGUAUUACACUCGAUUGACCAUGGAUUUCCAUACAAACAAGCGUAUUGUUGAGGAGGUGGCUAUCAUUCCGACUAAACCGCUGCGAAACAAGAUUGCCGGAUUCGUUACUCAUUUGAUGAAGCGGCUGCGUCACUCUCAAGUGCGCGGUAUCUCUAUCAAGCUGCAGGAGGAAGAGCGUGAACGCAGGGACAACUAUGUGCCUGAGGUUUCCGCUUUGGAACAGGACAUCAUUGAAGUCGAUCCGGAAACUAAGGAGAUGUUGAAGCAGCUAGAUAUCAACUUAGCUAUUCAAUUGGUCAAUCCCACGACGCAAGGAUUCAGCAGACGGAAUUAGUUUGGCGAAUGAUUACAAUCAAUAUGGCAAAUGUAGCAAUUGUUUAUACAUGUUGCUAAUAUCAGUCGAGCCACACAAUUUGGAUUUGAACAAGAUGCUAUCGAAUGUAAACUAGCGAAAAGGAAACUUCUUUUGUAAAGAAGGGUAAAUACAAGAUUACAAGGUGUUCAAAUCGAA
Wyeomyia smithii (pitcher-plant mosquito) is the source of this 699-nucleotide messenger RNA. It is a transcript of the gene RpS17, whose product is annotated as 40S ribosomal protein S17. Gene Ontology annotation, cellular component: ribosome. The transcript has 3 exons. Gene Ontology annotation, molecular function: structural constituent of ribosome. Lineage: Eukaryota; Metazoa; Arthropoda; Insecta; Diptera; Culicidae. The coding region runs from base 133 to 522 and encodes 129 amino acids. Gene Ontology annotation, biological process: translation. The record is from RefSeq and is a predicted model, not a curated record.